GGCCCGAGAUCGGCUCGCGGCGCCCCGGCCCGCCUCGGUCGCCCCUCCGGGCCCCAGCGCCCGGUGCUCCGCCUCCCAAGGCCGGCGGCCGCCAUGGCGGGCAGGCAGAUCCGGGCGCUGGCGGGUCCCGCGCUCCGGGGGCGACCUCCCGCCGCCCCGCCGCCAGCACCUCCCCGGGUCCCCGGUGGGUUCCGACAGCAGCUCAGCUUAACCCUCGGCCCGGCUCACGAGGGGAACGGCGGCGGCUCCGCGCCCGACAGGCAGGGCAGGCCGGACGCCGCGGCGAGGCCUUCGGGGAGCGAAGAGUUAACCGCGGCGGAGCGGCGAAUCGCGGAGCUGCACGCGGCCGCCUGCGCGGCUGGCCAGCUAAACUAUGUGGAUCCAGCUACUGGCUAUUUGGUGCUUACACAGAUUGCCCACUUGCAAAGAGGUGAAUGUUGUGGCUCUGCCUGCAGACAUUGUCCAUAUGGUCAAGUCAAUGUUAAAGACCCAUCUAAAAAGAAGCAGUUCAAUUCAUAUUUUUAUAUUUGACAACAAUUUCAUCUCUGUUCUCUAAAUGUACUUGUAUUCUGUUAUAAAAAAAAAUAAAGCCCUGGUUCAGAAUUGCUAUGUUAUUAGUACUUGAACAAUGGUAUAUUCCUGAUUACAUUUAUUAAAAGAACAUCAAUAAAAUGAAAAAGCUAA
Saimiri boliviensis boliviensis (Bolivian squirrel monkey) is the source of this 684-nucleotide messenger RNA. RefSeq names its product chromosome 14 C1orf53 homolog (gene C14H1orf53). The record is from RefSeq and is a predicted model, not a curated record. Lineage: Eukaryota; Metazoa; Chordata; Mammalia; Primates; Cebidae.